AUGGCUGAGAAACUAAAAAUACCGCAGGACACUAAGAUCUCAUUAACUCGGAAGGGUAACAAGCCUCUAAUGGAGAAAAGGCGGAGAGCCCGGAUCAACCAUCACCUCGACCAACUUGCUGGACUUCUUAGUGAGGGUCGUAAGAAAGACAGCACACGACACUCAAAACUGGAGAAAGCAGAUAUUUUGGAGAUGACUGUCAAAUACGUAAAGGAUUUACAAAACCAACUCAACAUGCAAUCCAUAACCGCUGACCCCAACAUGCACUCAAAAUAUAGAAUUGGUUAUAAAGAAUGUGCAAGCGAAGUAACUCGAUAUUUGAGUUCUGCUCAAAGUAUUGACGAGGGUGUUCGCAAUCGGAUUACCGAUCAUCUCGCCAACAGCAUUAAUGUAACUAGAACAAACCGUCCACAAGGCUCGAAACCAGUAUCGCGUGUGGAAAACAUCGAAAAGAAAGACAACACAUCAGAGAUCACUGUUCAGAAAACAGAAGUAUCGAAACAAGAGUUACCUGCUCCUGCUACUCGGACAACUGCUUCACCAACUGCCAAUCCGAUGAAGUCCCUCCAAGUUAACAUACCAAACUCCCUGCCUCUUUCAGGAAUUACAAUACCUGUGUUAGCGCCCGGUAGUGAAACGUUACUUAGCCCCCAAACAGCUGCCAUUUCUCUCUGCGACAAUUCUCUUCAUCCAGAUUCUUUAACUGUGCCAGAGAAUAGCAGACUUCAGUCCACAGCGACAACAGCUCCCAAUCUUGGAAAAACACAGGAAAAAUCUACACCUAAAGCAGCAAUGGAAAUUUCUCAAAACCGAAGACACUAUUUCCACCAAUCGAAACAAACUGUCUCAGUCCAGCCAUUUCUAACGACUAACACUCCAGCUGUAAAGGUUUCAGCUCCCUCGACAAGACUAACAGAUAAAAAAACAACUACAGUGACAGAACCCUUAUUGGUUAAACUCUCCCCAUCGCAAGUCGCUGGCUCAUUCCAGAUUAUUCCGGGAUCGAUCUACAGCGGACAACCAGUAGCACUUUAUCUGGCUCCAACUGCAACUAUACCAACUGUACCAGAACACGUGACAUCAUCAUCUACUAAUGCACUACCUCGUCCAGCAAUAACUGCUGCUUCUACAACUAACAGCGACUCGUUGUCCAUUCAUAUGCCGCAGGUAGUCACGGCAGUUGUUUCUCCACCAACUUUGGGCCUUCUUAGCCCACAAGCUGCCACUCCAGCUCCUACUAGUCUGCCAGGAUCAACUUGUUUCAGCCAUGUAUCUUCCAGUUUGCCUCUUUCAGCCUCGGUUUCAACUUCGUCUUACAACCCGUCUCUUUUUGCGCCGACUUCCGGUCAAGUAGCUUAUCCCCAAAGGUUGGAGACCGGAAAUCAUUCUUCCAGUUUACAUGCCAAUCAUUUGUGUUCUUCAGAAAAUGAACAAAGUUUGUGGAGACCCUGCUUUUUAUGUAUAUCUAAUAAUCUUUCUUUUCUUUUAUCUUUCUUUUCUUUUAUCUUUUUUCUUUCUUUUCUUUUAUCUUUCUUUUCUUUUAUCUUUUUUCUUUCUUUUCUUUUUUCUUUCUUUUCUUUUAUCUUUCUUUUUUUUUUUUUUCUUUUUCUUUUUUUUUUCUUUUUCUUUUAUCUUUCUUUUCUUUUUAUCUUUCUUUUCUUUUAUCUUUUUCUUUUUUUCUUUUAUCUUUUUCUUUUUAUCUUUUUCUUUUCUUUUAUCUUUCUUUUCUUUUAUCUUUCUUUCUUUUUAUCUUUCUUUUUUUCUUUUAUCUUUCUUUUUCUUUUAUCUUUCUUUUCUUUCUUGUCUUUUAUCUUUCUUUUCUGUCUUGUCUUUCUUUCUUUUCUGUCUUGUCUUUCUUUAAUAAUAAUUCAAUAG
Molecule: messenger RNA, 1875 nt
Organism: Acanthosepion pharaonis
Lineage: Eukaryota; Metazoa; Mollusca; Cephalopoda; Sepiida; Sepiidae
Source: the annotation of a GenBank genome assembly